Molecule: messenger RNA, 1575 nt
Organism: Benincasa hispida (wax gourd)
Lineage: Eukaryota; Viridiplantae; Streptophyta; Magnoliopsida; Cucurbitales; Cucurbitaceae
Product: polygalacturonase At1g48100-like
Biological process (GO): carbohydrate metabolic process
Molecular function (GO): polygalacturonase activity
Source: RefSeq, a predicted model, not a curated record
GUUUUGUGUUCAUUCCAUAUCAAAAUAGCCUCUUGGGUUUUAGAAGAGGAAUCAAAGAAAUGUCUAGUUUUGUGUUGUCAUUUGCAAUUUGGUUUUCUUUUAUUUCUUGUCUUCUUUCUUCUUCUUCUCAAGCUAGAUGGCAUCAUCACACCAAACAAAAACACUCUCAUCAUCAUAAACAUAGCUAUAUUUCGCAUCCUCCUUCUCUUUCUCCUUCUCCUUCUCCUUCGGAUUCACCGCCAGACGACGGAGAUUACAUUAAUGAGACAAAUAUUUUCGAUGUGAGAGCUUUUGGUGCUAUUGGCAAUGGUGUUGUAGAUGACACGGAGGCGUUCAAGAUGGCUUGGGAUACGGCAUGCCAGAGUGACGACUCUGCGAUCAUGCUCGUUCCCUAUGGCUACUCAUUUAUGAUUCAGUCGACAAUCUUCACUGGCCCUUGCCAUGGUCAUCUCAUGUUACGAGUUGAUGGUACGUUGAUGCCACCGGAUGGCCCCGAUGCUUGGCCGAAGAAUGCUAGUCGUCGCCAAUGGUUGGUCUUUUAUAGGAUUGAUGGAAUGUCUUUAGAAGGAGGAGGGGUGAUUGAUGGGAGAGGUCAAAAGUGGUGGGAUCUUCCUUGCAAACCACACAAGGGACGAAAUGGAACUACAUUACCAGGACCAUGUGACAGCCCAAUUGCUAUAAGGUUCUUUAUGAGCUCCAAUUUGACUGUCCAAGGACUUAAAAUCACAAAUAGUCCUCAAUUCCACUUCAGAUUUGACGGUUGCAAGAAUGUUCAUAUCGACUCAAUUCACAUAAAAUCUCCUGGUCUUAGUCCCAAUACGGACGGAAUCCACAUUGAGAACACAAAUGGCGUCGAGAUAUAUAAUUCAGUCAUUUACAAUGGGGAUGAUUGUGUAUCAAUUGGGUCUGGUUCAUAUGAUUUAGAUAUCAGAAACAUCACUUGUGGACCAAGUCAUGGAAUCAGUAUCGGAAGUCUUGGUGUUCGCAACUCGAGAGCAUGUGUUACGAACAUCACAGUCAGGGACUCAGUGAUCAAAGACUCAGACAAUGGAGUUAGGAUCAAGACAUGGCAAGGUGGAUAUGGAGCAGUAAGAGGAAUAACAUUUAGCAACAUUCACAUGGAUAAUGUUAGGAAUCCCAUCAUUAUAGACCAAUUCUAUUGCUUAACCAAAGAUUGCAUCAACCAAACCUCAGCUGUUUCAGUAUCAGAUAUUCAAUACACAAACAUCAAAGGAACAUACGACAUUCGGAGCCCGCCUAUGCACUUUGCUUGCAGCGACUCCGUCCCGUGUACCAAUCUAACGUUGUCGGAGAUCGAGCUACUCCCCUCUCAAGGAGAUAUAGUGUUGGACCCUUUUUGUUGGAAUGCAUAUGGAGAUCUUCAAACCCUUACCAUUCCCCCUGUCUCAUGCUUGCAAGAGGGGCUUCCUUCUUCUAUCAACUUAAACAAUGAUAAUGAGUAUUGUUAGAUCCUUUUCCCUAACUAUACACAUAGUUUAUAACAACAUAUGUGAUCAUCAUAUGUGUAUAUAUAUAAAUUAAUCAUGAAUGUAGUUGAAAUGAUGCUUCAUCAAA